Pocillopora meandrina is the source of this 263-nucleotide messenger RNA. Lineage: Eukaryota; Metazoa; Cnidaria; Anthozoa; Scleractinia; Pocilloporidae. The record is from the annotation of a GenBank genome assembly.
GUUCUGAAAAACGAAUUUGCUUAUAUAUCAUCGAGAAUUUUGUUAGAAAAUUUCUUAACAAUAACUUCACCUCCGAUUCUUCUCAGAGUGCUGCUCGAAGGAAAAAUUGUUUGUGUUUUAAAUUACCGUACAUCGGUCCUUUUUUCCGUCGAAACGCAACCCAAAAUUAAGAAAUUAGUUAGCACACCCAGUUUAACAUUAAGAGUUGGUUUGGGGUCAAGGAUCCUAUCCCUGCGGGUUUACGAUCGCGAAUUAUUUAUUAG